Molecule: messenger RNA, 870 nt
Organism: Lobosporangium transversale
Lineage: Eukaryota; Fungi; Mortierellomycota; Mortierellomycetes; Mortierellales; Mortierellaceae
Exons: 2
Coding region: 1-870 (289 amino acids)
Molecular function (GO): oxidoreductase activity, acting on the CH-CH group of donors, NAD or NADP as acceptor
Source: RefSeq, a predicted model, not a curated record
AUGCCCCCUAUCACCAACACUCGCAUUGUUCGAAUAAAACUAAUCCCUGCUAGAGGAAAGUUUACAACUGAUCUUGUCAAGACUGAGACUGUCGAACUUGAUAUCCAGUUAAAUGAUGGCGAGAUCCUCAUCCGCAAUCUUUAUUUGGCUUUGGAUCCAUGCUUCGCCGUCGGUUGGGAACAGUAUUCGUAUGUCACCAACCCUAAGGCAUCAGGUGUUGUGAUUAUCCCUGACCCUGCAAGUAACCCUAAAAUCCACCCAGCAGAGUACCUUAGUGCUUUAGGAAGUAACGAGCUCACUGCGUACGCAGCUGCAGAAAGAGUCAUCAAGUCCGAGAAGGGCCAGGUGGUUUACAUUUCUUCCGCCGCUGGGUCUGUGGGCGGGUUUUUUGUCUUCUUGGCUAAGCGUGCGGGAGCAUUUGUGAUAGCUAGUGCUGGUUCAGAUGAAAAAGCCGAGUAUUUAUUGAAGCACUUGGGAGCAAAUGUGGCACUUAACUACAAGACCAGAGACAUUGGGAUCGAGUUGGAUGCUGCAUCCACGCCAAGAGGAGGUAUCGAUGUCUAUAUCGAUCUUGUCGGUGGUGAGACUUUGGAUAUAGUCUUUAAAAAGAUUAAACCAAAUGACCAUAUUGUAGCAAUCGGAGCCAUCUCGUCUGUAGGCACAGAGACCCCCUAUGGCUACCACAACUUUGGGCAAAUCGUUAUAAAAGCCAUUAAUAUCGAGGGGUUCAAUGUGCUUCAGCAUUUGGAUUUGUAUCCUCAAUUAUGGAAGGAGAUUGGGCCUUUGAUCGCCAGCGGUGAGUUCAAGGGCCAGAAGUUGACAGUCCUCAAAGCACUGGACAAUGUUCCUCAGAAUAUGAGGAUUAUUUGA